Molecule: messenger RNA, 2833 nt
Organism: Hypanus sabinus (Atlantic stingray)
Lineage: Eukaryota; Metazoa; Chordata; Chondrichthyes; Myliobatiformes; Dasyatidae
Gene: ezh2
Product: enhancer of zeste 2 polycomb repressive complex 2 subunit
Exons: 20
Coding region: 308-2593 (761 amino acids)
Biological process (GO): chromatin remodeling
Molecular function (GO): histone H3K27 methyltransferase activity; protein binding
Source: RefSeq, a predicted model, not a curated record
UCGCGCUCUAUCUGUGUAGCCGGGCGGAGAAGGAAGACAAAAGAGAUAGAAAGAAAAGAAGAGUAAAAGCCCAGCGCUGAGCAGCAGCGGGAUAGAGGCAGGCGGAGAGCGCGGGCAACGUUUGCUGGACCCCAGUCGAUGCUGGUCACAGCGCAGCCGGGCAGCAAACUCACCCGAUAAAACUCUCGCAAAGUUUCAGCUCCAAGUUGGCCCCGCUGUCGAUGCUUGUCGGCAGUGGAGGAGGAGGAGAACACGGCUCAGCUUCUCGCUCCCGGACAUUUUAUUGGAAAAUAUCUAUCAAGUAACCAUGGGUUUUGCUGGCAAAAAAUCCACAAAAGGACCAGUUUGCUGGCGAAGACGGGUUAAGUCUGAAUAUAUGCGUCUCCGACAACUGAAACGUUUUCGACGAGCUGAUGAAGUUAAGAGCAUGUUCAGCGCAAAUCGGCAGAAAAUCAAAGAAAAGACGGAAAUAUUGAAUCAGGAUUGGAAACAGCACAGGAUCCAACCUGUUCACAUUAUGACAGUGAGCACAAUGCGUGGUACAAGAGAGUGUGCUGUGGAGAGUGGAUUCCCUGAGUUUCCAAAGCAGAUUAUCCCCCUUAAGACAUUAAAUGCAGUGGCGUCAAUCCCAGUUAUGUAUUCCUGGUCUCCUCUUCAGCAAAAUUUCAUGGUGGAAGAUGAAACUGUUCUACAUAACAUUCCCUACAUGGGUGAUGAAAUCUUGGAUCAAGAUGGGACUUUCAUCGAAGAGCUCAUAAAAAACUACGAUGGAAAGGUGCAUGGUGACAGAGAGUGUGGUUUUAUCAAUGAUGAGAUCUUUGUAGAGCUGGUAAAUGCUCUGACCCAGUACAGUGAUAAUGAAGAGGAAGAUGAAGAUGAGGAGGAAGAUCAGGAGAAUAAAUCUGAAAAGACUGAUGGAAGUGAUAUCAAAGAAGAAAGCAAUGAGUCCAGAAAAGAUUAUCAGGAGAUUAAUAUGGAUGUUAAAGAAUGUGAUGAAGGGAAAAAAAAGCCUUGUGACAAGAUCUUUGAAGCAAUUUCAUCUAUGUUCCCAGAUAAAGGUACACCCGAGGAGCUGAAGGAAAAGUACAAAGAACUGACUGAACAGCAGCUUCCUGGAGCACUUCCUCCAGAGUGCACACCAAAUAUUGAUGGACCAAAUGCUAAAUCAGUUCAACGUGAACAGAGCUUGCACUCUUUCCAUACUCUCUUCUGCAGGCGUUGCUUCAAAUAUGAUUGUUUCCUGCAUCCUUUUCAUGCCACUCCUAAUACAUAUAAACGAAAAACUCCUGAGACCCGAGCAGAGACAGAGCAAUGUGGACCAGAUUGUUGUUUGUUUCUGGAUGGAGCAAAAGAUUUUGCAGUGGCCUUAACAGCUGAGCGAAUAAAAACGCCACCCAAGCGUCCGGGUGGUCGUCGUAGAGGACGCCAUCCAAAUGGUACAAGCCGGCCCAGCACACCAACAAUAAACCCAUCUGAGGCUAAGGAUACAGAUAGUGACAGAGAGGCCGGGACAGAUACUGGUGGCGAGAUAAAUGAUAAAGAUGAAGAAGACAAAAAGGAUGAUACUACAAGCUCCUCUGAGGCGAACUCCAGAUGUCAAACUCCUAUUAAGAUGAAGCUCACUUCUGAUCUUUCUGAUGUAGAGUGGAGUGGAGCUGAAGCCUCUUUAUUCAGAGUUCUGCAUGGCACUUACUACAAUAACUUCUGUGCGAUAGCCAAGUUGCUGGGAACUAAAACAUGUGGACAGGUAUACGAGUUUGCAGUAAAGGAGUCUAAUAUUAUUGCUCGUGUCCCUGCUGAAGAUGCUGAUACGCCUCCAAGAAAAAAGAAGAGAAAGCAUAGAUUGUGGGCAGCACACUGUAGAAAAAUACAACUGAAAAAAGAUGGUUCAUCCAAUCAUGUUUACAACUACCAGCCUUGUGAUCACCCGCGUCAGCCCUGUGACAGCUCCUGUCCAUGUGUCAUGGCUCAAAACUUCUGUGAAAAGUUCUGUCAGUGCAGCUCUGAAUGUCAGAACAGAUUUCCUGGUUGUCGUUGCAAGGCACAAUGUAACACCAAGCAAUGUCCUUGUUACCUUGCUGUACGUGAGUGUGAUCCUGACUUGUGUCAAACCUGUGGAGCUGCUGAUCAUUGGGAUAGUAAGAAUGUGUCCUGCAAAAACUGCAGCAUCCAGAGGGGAUCCAAAAAGCAUUUACUGCUUGCUCCAUCUGAUGUGGCGGGAUGGGGCAUCUUCAUCAAAGAACCAGUACAGAAAAAUGAAUUCAUCUCUGAAUAUUGUGGAGAGAUUAUAUCUCAGGAUGAAGCUGAUCGCCGUGGCAAAGUUUAUGACAAAUAUAUGUGCAGCUUCCUCUUUAACCUGAAUAAUGACUUUGUUGUUGAUGCAACACGCAAAGGUAACAAAAUACGUUUUGCAAACCAUUCUGUCAAUCCCAACUGUUACGCCAAAGUAAUGAUGGUUAAUGGAGACCAUCGAAUAGGCAUAUUUGCCAAAAGAGCAAUCCAAACUGGCGAGGAAUUGUUCUUCGACUACAGGUAUAGUCAAGCUGAUGCCCUGAAAUAUGUUGGUAUAGAGAGAGAAAUGGAAAUCCCCUGAAAUUACACUGCCUCAAAGUAUAGGCAGCUAAUUUUAUAUUUCAGGAUUAUGUACUGUAUGCAGACAUUUGAAACAACUCUUGAUUUGAAAACUACUGUGACAAUAAUUUAUACUGUAAAAAAAAUUAAGCUUUUUAUCUUUUCAAAAGCUGCCAGUUUUUAUAUGUGUCCUUUUGCUAUACACCUGUGUGGUGAGCUGUUGGUGCAAUUAUAACAUCAAUUAAAAAAACUUGAAUUUUAA